CUCAUGGUGAACCCCGAGGUGAGGUCCGUCUUCACGACGCGAGCCAGAGUCGUCUCCUUCAUCCGCAGCUUCCUCGACGAGCGCGGGUUUCUGGAGGUGGACACCCCGAUGAUGAACGUGGUGGCCGGUGGCGCCGCCGCGAGGCCGUUCGUCACGAACCACAACGACCUCAACAUGAAGCUGUACAUGCGCAUCGCGCCGGAGCUCUACCUGAAGCAGCUCGUCGUCGGGGGGCUGGACUGCGUGUACGAGAUCGGGAGGCAGUUCAGGAACGAAGGCAUCGACACGACGCACAACCCGGAGUUCACGACGUGCGAGUUCUACAUGGCAUAUACGGAUUACAACAACCUCAUGGAGCUCACGGAGGAGAUGCUGGGCGGCAUGGUGAAGGAGCUCACGGGCGGCUACAAGGUACAGUACCACGCCAACGGGACCGACAAGCCGCCUAUCGAGAUCGAUUUCACGCCUCCGUUCGCGCGAAUCGACAUGAUCAAGGGACUGGAGGACAUGGCCGAUCUCAACAUACCGGAGGAGGAUCUGUCGACUGACGAUGCCAACGAGUACCUGAUGGAGGCCUGUGCCAGGUACGACAUUACGUGCCCUCUUCCACACACGACGGCACGGCUGCUGGACAAGCUUGUCGGGCACUUCUUGGAGGAGACAUGCGUGAACCCGACGUUCAUCAUCAACCAUCCGGAGAUCAUGAGCCCACUGGCCAAGUCCCACAGGGACGAGGCCCGGCCUGGACUGACCGAAAGGUUUGAGCUGUUCAUCAACAAGCAUGAGGUGUGCAAUGCCUACACGGAGCUGAACGACCCCGUCGUGCAGAGGCAGCGGUUUGAGGAGCAGCUGAGGAAUCGUCAGGACGGUGACGAUGAAGCAAUGUCCAUGGACGAAACGUUCUGCACUGCCCUUGAGUAUGGCCUGCCGCCGACCGGAGGCUGGGGUCUGGGGAUUGAUCGCCUCACCAUGUUGUUGACGGAUUCCCAAAACAUAAAGGAGGUCCUCCUGUUCCCGGCCAUGAAGCCUCAAGACAGCUAG
Molecule: messenger RNA, 1041 nt
Organism: Triticum aestivum (bread wheat)
Lineage: Eukaryota; Viridiplantae; Streptophyta; Magnoliopsida; Poales; Poaceae
Product: lysine--tRNA ligase-like
Exons: 1
Biological process (GO): lysyl-tRNA aminoacylation
Cellular component (GO): cytosol; cytoplasm
Molecular function (GO): tRNA binding; ATP binding; lysine-tRNA ligase activity
Source: RefSeq, a predicted model, not a curated record